UGCCGUAAGAAGAAAGGAAAGGAGACUUAGCAGUACUUACAGAGUCUAUAUAUUUAGAGUGGUGGGAGAGAGAAAGAGGAGCAGAUCAGCACAGAAGUAGAGCAUAAAACAACGAAGGAACCAAAAAGAUACCAACAAAACACCAAAGAAAAAGGAAAGCUUACAUAGUUGAAGUUUAGAAUAAAAAGGGUCAUCACCACACCCUUUCCACAAAGGCUGUUCCAUCCAAAAGAAAACCUACCCAAUUGAAAGAGAUAUUGAGAGUCAUUCAUUUUGAUAUAUAGAGAGAGAAGCCUGAAACUUGCUUUCUUUCUUCGGCUUUUCCCUUACCAUCUCCACCACCACCAAAGAUAAAAGAGUCUAGAUUACUGAAAAUCAGUACAGAAUUAAGGUCUGUCUCUAUUUCCUUGUGUUCUCUUUUUGCUUCUUCUCCCAAUUGAAAAGUAAACUCAGUACAACCCCCCCCCCCCCCUCAUAUAUCUCCACAGCUAGAAGGAAGUGAUCCAUAUGAUUACAAUUUCAUAGCAAUAGAAUUUUCCAUCUUUUUUUUUUCUUUUUUACUGUAGAGUGACAGAGAGAGAUAUGUGUGGACUUAAAGAAGAAGACCAAGAAGAGCAAACAAUCCAUAACCUCCAAAACUACCAAGAGCAGCUACUUUUUCAAUACCACCAACAAAUGCAACAGCACCACCAACAACAAAGCAGUGAUAUCUAUGGAGGAGCACGAGGAUCAGGAUUGAUUUUCCCUGAAGUUUCACCGAUCUUACCAUGGCCUCUCCCUCCAGCCCACUCUUUUAACCCAGAUCACUUCACUUCAAAUCACCCAGUUCGUGACCAUGACCCAUUUCUUAUCCCUCCUCCAAUACCUUCCUCAUAUGGGGGUUUAUUCAAUAGAAGAUCUCCUUCCCUUCAGUUUGCUUAUGAUGGUACAUCAAGUGAUCAUCUUAGGAUUAUAUCUGAAACUCUUGGACCAGUGGUUCAACCCGGUUCAGCUCCUUUCGGGUUGCAAGCUGAGUUGAGCAACAUGACUGCUCAAGAAAUCAUGGAUGCUAAGGCUCUUGCUGCUUCUAAGAGUCACAGUGAGGCUGAGAGGAGAAGAAGAGAGAGAAUCAACAACCACCUUGCCAAGCUACGUAGUUUACUACCCAGCACGACCAAAACAGACAAAGCUUCACUGCUAGCAGAAGUGAUCCAACAUGUUAAAGAGUUAAAACGCCAGACUUCUUUGAUAGCCGAAACAAGUCCAGUACCAACAGAAAUGGAUGAGCUAACAGUGGAUACAGCUGAUGAAGAUGGUAAGUUUGUGCUCAAAGCAUCGCUUUGCUGCGAAGAUAGGUCUGAUCUCUUGCCUGACCUAAUAAAAACCUUGAAAGCUUUGCGUUUAAGAACACUAAAAGCUGAGAUCACGACACUUGGUGGACGUGUAAAGAAUGUUUUGUUCAUUGCUGGUGAAGAAGAUUCAUCAAGUGAUAGCAAUGAUCAUCAACAGCAACAGCAACCACUGCAAUAUUCUAUAAGCUCAAUUCAAGAAGCACUGAAAUCGGUUAUGGAGAAGACAGGUGGUGACGAGUCUUCUUCAGGAAGUGUUAAGAGACAAAGAACCAAUAUCAAUGUCCUUCAACAACAACACAGGUCUCUAUAAUUUUACUAAGAGACCAUGAGUACCUUUCCUGGUUUUUUUUUUUUUUUCCUUGUGGGUGUGUCUUUUUUGGUGUGUUUUGUGUAGUUUUUACCGGUGAACAAAGAGGCAAUGACGGUAUAUUGGUGUGUAUUUUCGGACUUACAUCACUACAUAAUAUGGUGUACGUAGAGAAGAGAGAAUGGAUAUAUUGCGGGCUGGUGCCUGGUGGGGUUACCUUUCCAUUUUGUUGUCGGAUGUUAGUGCAGAGAGAGAAAAGGGGUGGGUGGGUAGAAAUCACACAAGGAGGAGAAGGGCAAGCACUAGACAACAAAGAAAUGGUGGCAGAAAGGAGGAUGGAUAUAUGUAUUAAGUUGUAUUCAAAUUAAUCAGGAUCAAAGAGGAAGCUAGCCCACAUAUAUUUUCUACCAUGGGUACUUUUAAUAUAAGGUUUCUCUUCCUACGAAAAA
Molecule: messenger RNA, 2087 nt
Organism: Populus trichocarpa (black cottonwood)
Lineage: Eukaryota; Viridiplantae; Streptophyta; Magnoliopsida; Malpighiales; Salicaceae
Product: transcription factor bHLH30
Exons: 2
Coding region: 583-1641 (352 amino acids)
Biological process (GO): regulation of DNA-templated transcription
Molecular function (GO): DNA-binding transcription factor activity; protein dimerization activity
Source: RefSeq, a predicted model, not a curated record